AUGCCUGAACUCGCGCGCACGCUUCCAGCUUCCUGGUACUGCAGCCAGCCGCUUUAUCAGCUUGAAAGGCGGGCGGUCUUCCUGAAGUCGUGGUAUCUCCUUGGCCCUUUGACAAGGUUCCAGAAUGUCGGCGAAGUUGAGAAGACUCUUCGAUAUCAUGUCACGCCCACCGGCCUUGUCUUCACCACUGUGUCAGAUCAAGCCCCGAGCUUCCACGAAUAUUUCCCAGAGCUAGAGCCGUUACUCCAGCGAGUCGAUUUUACAAAGCUUCCCUACAAGCGGAGCAUCAAAUAUGAGGGGCGUUUCAACUGGAAAACAAUGCAAGGCCCCGUAUCAACUUGCUUGCACUGCCAAUACACUCACCCCUCUUUCUCCAUAUACUACCCGCCGACCUGGUACGAAGUGCACAACCACAUCAACUUCUCGCAGCAUAUUGCGGACCCUAAGAAGCCGGACGAUGGGCUGUUCUUGUACUUCUUCCCUAAUUGUACAUUGAACGUUUACGGGGGAGGAAUGUCUUCGUUCCGCGUCUGUCCAACGGAUGACCCUGGGGUGACGAGAAUGGAAUUCGACUACUACCAUAUGGAGUCCGGCGAGAAAUUCGAAGAGUACUACCGCUUUGUUCGCCAGGUCGCGACGGAAGACUAUGAGCUUUGCGAGAAGGCGCAGGCAAAUCUGAACAAGGGCGUUUACCGCGAGGGGAUACUGAAUCCGGAAAAGGAGAAUGGCGUUUCUUGUGAGUCAAGCUCUCUAGUCGGCGAGAGGACCAAACUGACAACGUUUAGUUUACCAGGACUGCUUGUUCGAGCUCGUUUGCCAACAAUAUGCAGCGGAGGUAGCGAAGCUAGAGGACAGUGA
Messenger RNA from Aspergillus nidulans FGSC A4, 858 nucleotides. RefSeq names its product RHO alpha subunit C-terminal catalytic domain-containing protein. The transcript is spliced from 4 exons. The record is from RefSeq and is a predicted model, not a curated record. Bases 1 to 858 code for a protein of 285 amino acids. Gene Ontology annotation, molecular function: choline monooxygenase activity; 2 iron, 2 sulfur cluster binding; iron ion binding. NCBI's taxonomy places the organism in Eukaryota, Fungi, Ascomycota, Eurotiomycetes, Eurotiales, Aspergillaceae.